AUGCGCUUCUCCGCAGCCACUCUUCUUGUCACUGCGCUGGGGUGGUUCUCCGUCGCGACCGCACACACCAUCCAGCUCAAGGCUCACUCCCGGGAAUGCUUCCACGAGGCCCUGCAUCGCGAUGACCUGAUGACCGUUACGUUCCAAGUCGGCGACCGUGAGUUCGGCGGCAGCGGUAACCUUGAGAUCGAUUUCUGGGUUGAGGACCCCCUCCGGAACCGCAUGUACUACAAGCAAGCCAUUUCGAACGAAGACUACUCAUUCAACGCACAAGCCGAUGGCAAAUACAGCUACUGCUUCAGCAACGAAGGCUGGACCUCGAACUCGAAGGAAGUUUCAUUCAACGUUCAUGGCAUCGUCUACGUGCCAGAGUCGGAGAUGUCGCAGGACCCAUUGGAGGCGGAAGUUCGCCGACUAUCUGAGGCCGUAUCACAGGUGAGGGAUGAACAGGGGUACAUUGUUGUCCGCGAGCGCGUACACCGGAACACUGCCGAGAGCACCAACGGCCGUGUGAAGUGGUGGAGUCUCUUCCAGUUGGCUGUGGUUAUUGGCGAGGGUAUUUUCCAAGUAUGGUGGCUGAAGCGCUUCUUCGAGGUCAAGCGCGUUGUCUAA
Penicillium angulare is the source of this 612-nucleotide messenger RNA. Its product is annotated as p24 family protein. Lineage: Eukaryota; Fungi; Ascomycota; Eurotiomycetes; Eurotiales; Aspergillaceae. Gene Ontology annotation, biological process: endoplasmic reticulum to Golgi vesicle-mediated transport; protein retention in ER lumen; intracellular protein transport. The record is from RefSeq and is a predicted model, not a curated record. Gene Ontology annotation, cellular component: endoplasmic reticulum; endoplasmic reticulum-Golgi intermediate compartment; Golgi apparatus. The transcript is spliced from 4 exons. The coding region runs from base 1 to 612 and encodes 203 amino acids.